Sinocyclocheilus grahami is the source of this 1323-nucleotide messenger RNA. Its product is annotated as cysteine and tyrosine-rich protein 1. The transcript has 4 exons. The record is from RefSeq and is a predicted model, not a curated record. NCBI's taxonomy places the organism in Eukaryota, Metazoa, Chordata, Actinopteri, Cypriniformes, Cyprinidae. The coding region runs from base 321 to 809 and encodes 162 amino acids.
GCGGCCGUGCGUUCAAUUCGUUCAGUCGCAUCCAGGCCGGCUGGGCGACGUUCCUGGGGGAGGGGAUCGAGCCGAGGAAAAGAAUAUAGCGCAAGGAAGUUAAAGACGAAGAGGGAGGACUCAGAUGAGAAGUUGUGACUGAGAGACGAGUCGUGGAACACGUGGAGCGUUAUGCGUAAAAGAGUUGGUUUAUUUUAACGCUUGGAACGCGCGACAGUCAGAACAACAUCGGCACAGUGUAAAAUAAGAUUUAAGACAUGGCAGAAUUAACGAUCAAGUGUGCAAAGAUUAAAUAAGGUUUCCAGGGUUUUUCAACAGAAAUGCACAGGAACAUUAUGGAAAAUCCGAGGACGCAGAGCUCACAGAAGAGUUGGAAGUUCUUGCGGGACUCUCUGCUGCUUUGCUUCUUUGCCGGCCGUGGAGACGCUCAGUGUGACAGCUGUAUUGAGUACUGCUGUGAUGGAGCCCCUCCGUUCUGCUGCUCUUACUAUGCGUAUGUGGGAGACGUGCUCUCGGGAACGGCUAUCUCGGGGAUCGUGUUUGGCGUGGUGUUUCUGAUGGGCGCGGUGGCCGCCAUCUUUCUGUGCAUCUGUAUGUGUGUGAAGAACGGCCGCAGGGCGAGAGUGGGCGUCUUCAGCUCGUCGUACAUCAACACCGUGACUCAGGGUUACCCAGGUCCUCCACCUCCUUACAGCUACGAUUAUGAGAUGUAUCCUCCUGAUCUACGGCCGCCUCCAUACACUCCCACUCCACCCAGAGCGACAAACUACUCUCCACCUCCACCCUAUCCAGGCUACAGCCGCAAAUGAGCAUCCAUGUGUGUGCUAUUCUGAGAGGACACACAAAAUAAUGCACUAAAGCAAAAAAUGCCUGACUGGCGCUCUGUCAGUAAAGCAGGGAUUUUCAUUCACUCGACCAGCGCAAAGAUGAUUCUUACACAAGGAUUGGAGUAUUUUUAUUUAUGACAUGGACAUUUAUGGUCUCAGAAACCUAAUGAACACUAAUAAACCUUAUUAGGCAACAUGAGACCAGGACAGGCCUAAAAACUCCACAAUGUAAAUAUGUUGUUGAAUAUCAGUGUUAUUUCUUUGUCAAAUGGAAAUACAUACCUAAAAUGUAUCCGAGUGUCGUGAUUAAUUUUGAUCAACUGAGGAAAUAAUAUGGUAUGUGUAUUUAUUCAUAGGGUUUUGAAAGAGCAAGUUGUAGUUGUAGUUGGCUACUGUUACGAAAACACACCAGGUGUAGUUAACUGUUCACCAAUUGUGUCCAAACAGCAAAACAUUCAUGCAAUUUAUGUCUGUUUUUACUUUUCAUAAUAAAACU